Serinus canaria (Common canary) is the source of this 1345-nucleotide messenger RNA. RefSeq lists its product as uncharacterized. Gene Ontology annotation, molecular function: nucleic acid binding; RNA-DNA hybrid ribonuclease activity. The record is from RefSeq and is a predicted model, not a curated record. The coding region runs from base 266 to 1300 and encodes 344 amino acids. Lineage: Eukaryota; Metazoa; Chordata; Aves; Passeriformes; Fringillidae. The transcript is spliced from 2 exons.
AAAGUAAUCUGCCUGGGGUAUGAGGUGAGUGCUGGGCAACGGACUCUAGGGCAGGCUCACAAGGAAGCCAUAUGCCAAACCCCAAAACCCCAGACAAUAAAAGAACUCCGAACCUUCUUGGGCAUGGCAGGGUGGUGCCGGCUGUGGGUUUAUAAUUAUGGACUGCUCGUCAAACCCCUCUAUGCUCUUAUUGCCAAUGGAAACAGAGAUCUCCAGUGGACGAAAGAAGCCACACGGGCCUUUCACCAGCUAAAGAGGUGCCCUCAUGUCAGCUCCAGCCCUGGGACUUCCAGAUGUAAGUAAACCAUUCUUUCUAUUUUCCCAUGAAAAACAGGGAAUUGCCUUGGGAAUACUGGCCCAGGACUUGGGUCCAUACCGGAGGGCAGUUGCUUACUUCUCCAAGCAACUAGAUGCAACAGCCAAAGGAUGGCCAGGUUGCCUCAGAGCUGUAGCAGCAGUCGUGCUGAAUAUUCAGGAGGCACGCAAGUUUACCCUGGGACAAAGAAUGACUGUGCUAGUGUCCCAUACAGUGUCCACAGUACUGGAAGUAAAGGGUGGCCAUUGGCUUUCACCACAGAGGUUCCUGAAAUACCAGGCCAUCAUGGUAGAGCAAGAUGAUGUAGAAAUAGUGGUGACUAAUAUUGUCAACCCAGCUUCCUUUCUCAGUGGAAAUCAAGGGGAAGCAGUGCACCACGAUUGCCUGGAGACCAUUGAAGCUACCUACUCCAGCCGCCCAGACUUAAAGGACACUCCUUUGGACGAUGCAGAGACCUGGUUCACUGACGGGAGUAGCUACGUUGCCAAUGGAAAGCGACAUGCUGGGUAUGCAGUGACCACCUGCAGAGAGGUAAUAGAAUCCGGACCCUUACCAACAGGCACCUCUGCACAGAAGGCCGAGAUAAUUGCCCUGACCCGUGCCUUAGAAAUGGCAAAAGGAAAGAAGAUAAACAUCUACACAGACUCGAGGUAUGCAUUCGGAGUAGUGCAUGCACAUGGAGCCAUCUGGAAAGAGAGGGGACUUCUGACCUCACAGGGAAAGAACAUCAAAGAUGCACAAGAGAUAAUCCAGCUGUUGGAAGCAGUUCAGCUGCCUGAAAAGGUAGCAAUUAUGCAUAUCAAGGCACACCAAAGAGUGAGCUCAGAAUUGGAAGAAGGAAAUGAGCUGGCGGAUAGAGAGGCAAAGGAAGCAGCAAAAGAGAAAACUUUGGAACCACAGUGGGAGGGACCGUUCCAGGUGCUUCUCACCACCUUCACUACAAUCAAGAUCAAGGAGCAGAAUGCCUGGAUCCAUCACUCUUGAGUGAAGAAGGCCCCAGAAGCCCCCUUGGAGAGUGACAUCAAGAGA